CUCUAGACUACAAGUCCCAGCACUCCUCGCGCCGCGCACGUGUGCAAGGCUCUGGUUGAACCUCCUCUAUUAUGCUACUGGGCUGAGGGAUAAUAAGCAGCGGAGGGUCCGUACCUUACGGGAGCCGCUACGGGAAACCCUACGUAUUGUCAGCAACUGCUAGCUCACCAGAAGUGUUUCCACUUUAUGUACCAUGGCAACAGAAGAGAAGAAACCAGAAACAGAGGCAUCUAAAACUCAGACUGCCCCAUCAUCCUCCUCAAACCCAAGCAAGCCUUCACCAGUAAAACCGAAUUAUGCUUUAAAGUUUACGCUCGCUGGACACACCAAGGCAGUAUCCUCAGUUAAAUUUAGCCCAAACGGGGAGUGGCUUGCCAGUUCAUCUGCUGACAAAUUAAUUAAAAUAUGGGGUGCAUACGACGGCAAAUUUGAGAAGACGAUAACUGGACACAAAUUGGGAAUAUCAGAUGUUGCGUGGUCCUCUGAUUCCAAUCUCCUGGUUUCUGCGUCUGAUGAUAAGACACUAAAAAUCUGGGACGUGAGUUCGGGAAAAUGUUUGAAGACCUUGAAAGGGCACAGUAAUUACGUAUUCUGCUGUAACUUCAACCCACAGUCCAAUCUGAUUGUUUCUGGAUCAUUUGAUGAGAGUGUCAGAAUAUGGGACGUGAAGACUGGGAAAUGCCUCAAGACAUUACCGGCUCAUUCUGAUCCUGUCUCUGCUGUGCAUUUCAAUCGUGACGGUUCCCUCAUUGUAUCCAGUAGCUAUGACGGUCUGUGUCGAAUCUGGGAUACAGCAUCGGGGCAGUGUUUAAAAACGCUUAUUGAUGAUGAUAAUCCUCCAGUAUCGUUCGUUAAAUUUUCCCCGAAUGGCAAAUAUAUCCUAGCAGCAACAUUAGACAAGGGUCUCAAAGUACCAGUCCGGACCCAUAUGCAGCCCUCAUCAUGUCUGUCAUCUGGCCCUCCCUUGUUUAAUAGCACACUUAAGUUAUGGGACUACAGCAAAGGGAAGUGCCUGAAAACCUACACAAGCCACAAAAAUGAAAAGUAUUGCAUAUUUGCAAAUUUCUCCGUUACCGGUGGAAAGUGGAUUGUUUCAGGCUCAGAAGAUAACUUUGUUUACAUCUGGAAUCUACAAACGAAGGAGAUUGUCCAGAAGUUACAGGGACAUACAGAUGUCGUAAUUUCAACAGCCUGUCACCCAACAGAAAAUAUAAUUGCCUCUGCAGCUCUAGAAAAUGACAAGACCAUCAAAUUGUGGAAGAGCGACUGCUAGGAGCUAUGCCAGCCUAUUUGUAGACUGUAUGGGCACGAGAACAUUCAUCCCCCUCCCCUAUACUGCACAGCAGAAAAAAAGAACAUAAUUUUUAUUUUUUUUUGUUUCCUGCGCAAAGGAACUUUUAUCCAAUCUGAAUUUUAUCUAAUUAUUGUAGAUCACAAACCUAAAAUGUAAAAAAAAAAAAACACAAAAACAAAACCUCAAUAUUUUUCAUAAGAGCUGCAAUAAAGCUCACUUGUUUUUUGUUUUGGUUUUUUGGUUUUUUUAUUUUUCUUCCCGUGGUUUCGUUGUUGCAAACAUUUUUCAAGGUUUGAAGGAAACAUUUAAAUGUAGUUUGCUCCUCUUCAGUAAAUGAAUUUCUUUAUCCAAAGAACUUGACAUUUAAUGUCUUAAUGCGACAGUAGAAGAUGUGCCGCAGACGUUAUGUUUUUCCUCCAUGUCAAGGGUGCUACAGAUUCUGUAGAAUGUCUUCUAACUUGUAGUUCAUUUCAACUUCUUUCUGUCCAAAUCUAUCCCAUUGUACUCAUCUUGUGACCAAAUCAGUCAGCUGGGAGAAUCGGCUAUCAAAAUUGUUCAUAUCGCUUUAAUAUUACUAAACAAAGAAAAUGGAGACCUUUUUAAGUUCUGCCGUUGUAUAGUUGCGUAUGUUUACUUGCUAAAUGUGUUAAGUAGAUUGCUGUUCGAGCUCUGUUUUUAAUAGUCUUUAUUCCCUCUACUUAAGGCACCUAACGUGGAGUUCAUUGUCAACGGCACACGUAACCAGUACCGUAUCAACGACAUCUUUUUGCUGUUAUGUUGUUGGAAGGGGUUAAAAUUUUCAGCUUUAUCUUUGUUUAGCUAAUUUUCUUUAUUUGGGGGGGGGGGUAGCCAGUUUUGUGAAGUUUGCAGCUCAUUGUAAAGUUAUUUCAAUGUUUAAAAAAGAAAAGCAACCACAGGUUUUGUAUUUUUGAAAUACAUAGUAUUGUAUUGCUUAUGGCAUGAGUCUGUAUUUCCGUCAGAAUUUUUUAUAUAUAUUUUUGUCAUAUUUAGUGUUUUUUUUCCAUAACAUCCAGAACCAUAAGCUGUAAUAAAGAUAAGGUGGGUUUUUACAUGA
Molecule: messenger RNA, 2369 nt
Organism: Bombina bombina (fire-bellied toad)
Lineage: Eukaryota; Metazoa; Chordata; Amphibia; Anura; Bombinatoridae
Gene: WDR5
Product: WD repeat domain 5
Exons: 15
Coding region: 194-1273 (359 amino acids)
Cellular component (GO): Set1C/COMPASS complex
Molecular function (GO): histone binding
Source: RefSeq, a predicted model, not a curated record